Messenger RNA from Ectocarpus sp. CCAP 1310/34, 2547 nucleotides. The record is from the annotation of a GenBank genome assembly. NCBI's taxonomy places the organism in Eukaryota, Phaeophyceae, Ectocarpales, Ectocarpaceae.
UGGCGGCCGGUUGCUGCUGGCGAUGGAGCUCCUCCCGGGCGGCAGCUUACGGCAACGGCUUAGGAUGUCCGCAGCGGCGACAGCGGUGGCGGCGAUGCAUCGCACGGGGGCGGCGGCAGCCGCGGGGGAAGUGUCAUCGGAGUCGACGGCGGCGCCCGCGCCAAUGCCGCUGGACGACCGCGCCCUGCGCCGCAUCGUGGGAGACGUUUGCUCCGGCAUGGCGCACCUGGCGGACCUGGGGUUCGUCCACGGAGGGUUGUCGUCGAGCAACGUGCUGUUGGAUGCCGGGGGAAGAGCCAAGAUCUCGGAUCUCGGGCCGCUGCUGCGGACUCCGGCGGCCGGCAACACCACCCGGCUCCGGUACACGGCGCCGGAGGUGCUGGGCGGCGAGGACACGAGCCUAAAGAGCGACGUCUACAGCUUCGGCAUGCUGGUGCUGGAGUGCCUCACGAGGCGGCUUCCCUGGCAGCAGGAGGACGAGGACGCCGCUACCACCGUAGCCGCCAUCGAUGAUGGGACGACUACGUCGUCGGCGGUGGAAGAUGCUCGGCUGUCGCGGGCCGUCAUGAGCGGGGACCGGCCGGGCGUGCCGGGGGACGCGCCCCGCGACCUGGCGCGCGUCGCGAAGGACUGCUGGGCUCACGACCCGGCCUCCAGGCCGGACAUGGUCCGCGUGCUGGAGGACCUCUACCCAACGGGGUUGGCAGCGAGAAGCACGGCGGUGGCAGUGGCUGGAGAGUUCGGUGACGCUGUGCCUACCGCGGCCACGACUGCAGUGGACGGCGACGGCGGCGGCGGCGACGACGACGACGACGACGACCAUCAUCAUCAUCGCAAUGGCAAGGCACGUGUGCUGCAUGGUGAUGAGACUGACAGUAGUGGCCCCAAGCCGGGGCCCAGGGGCGCCGGGGCGGUCAGGGGGGCGCGGGGGAUCAGCGACGGGACGACUCCUUGGAGUUUCGAGCUCUCCUCCCCUAGGAAGAUGUUCCCGUUCCCGUCGUCGGGCAUGGGCUCGCCCCUCGCGACCAUGACGACCGCGGGAACUCCCAGCAGCAGCAGCAGCAGGAGGCGUACCGCUUCUUUGGAGACCUUCUCCACUCCCGCCGUGUCUUCGGCGACGUCUUCGGCAAGAUCCAGCGCGUCGCGCCACGUCCGCGGGGCUUCGGCCGGCGGCGGCGGCGGCGGGGGGGGACGGGUCCUUGGUGUCGGUGGUGGUGUUGCUGGCAGAGGCGUGUUGUUUGCGGAGCGUUCCCACACGAUGCCGGCCAGGACGCAAAGGUCGCGCAGCAGGAAGGGCGACGGGGCGAAUGCCCCCAGCAGAGCCGAGUCGUUGCCCUGCGUACCGUGAUAGCGCUAUUAUAGAGAUGGAUGGAUGGGUCAAUAGAAAGAGUAUCAAAUAGUGAACAAGCAUUAGUCUAAAGUGUACGACGGUGGGCUAAGUUGGAGUUAGGUUUGUUGUCGAAAGCUAUGACUCGGCGGAGAAGACUUUUUUCGCUUUUUGCGCCGCACCGCGAAAAUGUUUUGCAAAGAAAGAUGAAUAAUCAACCGUGGUGAUAUCGUUGAUAUCCUGUGUGUAUACAGUAUUCAGUAUACAGUAUACAGUAUACAGUAUACAGUAUACAGUAUGUUGUAUCUGACUCAGCUUCCGACGGGAGGGAGCAAUGGGCUGAGCAGAUGUGCAUGUGUUUUGUGUAGGUGAUCUGGAUCAGUAUUGGGGAAGGAAGCUAUCAUCAUGCUGUGUCAAGUAGAAGGAAAGCGAAGAGGAGAUAAGGGGGGGGGGGGGUUGCACCGUUAUUCGCAACGAAAUUGAUUGAAGGACAUGUUUGUAGAGUAGGUCUGCCUGAUUGUGGCGUGUUUUUGUGCAGAGAGUCUUGUUUUUAUUUUGGGUGUAUGUGUGGUGCGUGGUUUGUUCACUGGUAGUCACGAGUUUGCGGAAAUAGUAGUAAACGGAGCGAUCGACCAGCAGGGCGAUACGAUCUUUCUGAAACACGUGAUAAAGGUAUUGUCGUUUCUAUAUACAGUAUCACUUCAAGCCAAUGUUGUUAGGAUUCAUUGAUCGGCGGUUCGUUCAGCCGUUUUUUUGUCAGCCUACCAAUGGCCGUCGCUUCUGUUGUCGGAAAGUAUCCCCCUUUGUCAAGUCUGUCUACAGGUAAAGCUUGGUCACGGCUGCUUUCUUUCCCAAUGAAUUGAUUUGAACUAAAAAUUUCUUGACUAGAGGCGAGAGCCGACCGAAAGACUUCGUGCCGCGCUGUCGGGAUGUCGGGAUGGGCACGCGCGGUUACUGCCAAGAGGCAAUGGCUUGGGGUUUGCUGCAUUUCAUUUCUGUCACAUCACGUCACAAAAAAGUGCAGGGAUGUAUGUGUUCACGGUGUGGAACCUCACCGCGCGGUGCGUUUUCUUAUUUUUUUUACACGGAUCACGGUGGGGUGCGGUGUAAAGGUAUGCACGCGUGGCCACGGUCCUGCCGACGACGCCAAGUGUAAGGUAUGCACGCGUGGUGCAAUCUGGUAGACCCGUUAAGAAGAGCAGCAGCAGUAGAUGUUGCCU